AUGGCAACACUACCACCAAUGGGUUGGAUGACAUGGCAACGAUUUCGAUGUCAAAUUGAUUGUCACAACUACGCAGAUGAUUGUAUUAGUGAAAAGUUGAUUAAACGUACUGCUAACAGACUAGUAUUAGAUGGUUGGAGAGAUUUAGGUUAUCGUUAUGUAAUAAUAGAUGAUUGUUGGCCAGAACGGAAACGGGAUUCGAAGACAAACGAAAUAGUUGCAGAUUAUAAACGAUUUCCGAAUGGCAUUAAAAGUGUUGGACAUUACUUACAUUCUAAACAUCUACUAUUUGGCAUAUAUCUCGAUUAUGGAACUCAAACAUGUGAAGGUUAUCCAGGAAGUAUGAAUUAUUUGGAGGUGGAUGCCGAUAGUGUGGCUAAAUGGGAAGCAGAUUAUGUAAAGAUGGAUGGAUGUAACAGUCCGCAAAAAAGUAUGUCAGAGGGCUAUGGAAAGUUUUCCAAAUUAUUGAAUGCAACUGGCAGACCAAUAGUGUUCUCAUGCAGUUAUCCUGCUUAUAUUCCUUGGAUGAAAAAUACUAGUUUGAUUGACUGGAAGAGACUGAUAAACAAUUGUAACUUGUGGCGUAUGCUGGGCGACGUUCAAGAUAGUUGGUCAUCGGUUAUUAGUAUUAUAAACGCAUAUAAACUCCAAAAUGAUGUGUUACCGAAGUUGGCUGGUCCAGGACAUUGGAAUGAUCCUGAUAUGUUGUUGAUGGGAAACUUCGGUCUUUCAGAUGAUCAGAAACGAGUUCAAAUGGGUAUGUGGUGUAUGUUUGCUGCUCCACUAUUGAUCUCAGCUGACAUGGAAAAGUUAGAUAAUUUCAGUGUAUCUCUGUUACGUAAUGCACGUUUAUUGGCUAUAGAUCAGGAUAAAGGUGGACAUCAGGCGGAAUUCAUCAGAUCACGAAAUGAUGUACAGAUGUGGAUGAGACAAUUAGAUGGAGAUCCAAUUGGUUGA
Molecule: messenger RNA, 957 nt
Organism: Schistosoma mattheei
Lineage: Eukaryota; Metazoa; Platyhelminthes; Trematoda; Strigeidida; Schistosomatidae
Source: the annotation of a GenBank genome assembly